This is a messenger RNA of Achroia grisella, 5562 nucleotides long. It is a transcript of the gene LanB1, whose product is annotated as laminin subunit beta-1. The transcript has a single exon. Gene Ontology annotation, cellular component: laminin trimer. Gene Ontology annotation, biological process: substrate adhesion-dependent cell spreading; cell migration; basement membrane assembly. Lineage: Eukaryota; Metazoa; Arthropoda; Insecta; Lepidoptera; Pyralidae. Bases 53 to 5401 code for a protein of 1782 amino acids. The record is from RefSeq and is a predicted model, not a curated record.
GUCGAGGCGCGUACAGUGCAGUGAGUGGCGCACGGGGAGCCUGCGUUUCGACAUGGCUCUACGCGCUUUGUUUAUCGUGGUGGUGUUUAUCGCCGCCGGGGACGCAGUGUAUAAUAGAGAACGCGACCGUCUUCGCGCUGAAUCUCGUAUCCUGGACCGUGCUUGUGAACUAAGUUCUUGUUAUCCUGCCACCGGAAACCUGCUUAUUGGACGCGAAGCACGGCUCUUUGCCUCGUCCACAUGUGGCGCCUAUGAACGUGAACGGUACUGCAUUGUAUCACAUCUUCAAGAUCGAAAAAAAUGCUUUUGGUGCUAUUCAACUAAUAACACAAUACACGACCCAAUGUUAAAUCAUCGAAUUCAAAAUAUCAUUUAUAAAUUUACACCAGGAACGAGAUAUAAGUCCUGGUGGCAAUCCGAAAAUGGAAAAGAAAAUGUAUCUGUUCAGUUGGAUAUGGAAGCUGAAUUUCAUCUAACACAUUUGAUAAUACAGUUUAAAACAUUUCGUCCAGCUGCUAUGUUAGUCGAGAGGUCUUUUGACUUCGGCAAAACCUGGCGUGUAUACAGAUACUUCGCACACAACUGCGAUGAAGCUUUCCCCGGAAUUCCAAAGCAUACGCAACGUACUUUGACAGAAAUUGUUUGCGAAUCUCGUUAUUCAGGCGUCGCACCAUCUACGGAGGGAGAUGUUAUACUACGAAUUUUACCAUCUAAUAUAAAUGUUACCAACCCAUACUCGGAAGAAGUGCAAAAUUUAUUACGCAUGACUAAUUUGAGAAUAAAUUUUACUAAACUCCAUACUCUUGGUGAUGAUUUGUUAGAUAAUAGAGCCGAGAUUCAAGAGAAAUAUUAUUAUGCUAUAUACGAAAUGACCGUACGUGGUUCUUGUUCAUGUUACGGCCACGCAUCUCGGUGCUUGCCUAUGCCUGGAGUGGAAUCUAAAAACGACAUGGUGCAUGGGCGGUGUGAAUGCACUCAUAAUACUCGUGGUUUGAAUUGUGAAUAUUGUGAAGAUUUCUUUAACGACCUUCCGUGGCAACCAGCUGUUGGAAAAACAUCUAACGCUUGUAAAAGAUGCACUUGUAAUAAUCAUGCAACAAAGUGUCACUUUGAUGCUGCAGUUUAUAAUAAAACUGGAAAGAUAAGUGGCGGUGUAUGUGAUAAUUGUCAACAUAAUACUAUGGGUGUCAAUUGUGAACGUUGCAAACCAAAGUUUUAUAAGGACCCUAAUUUAGAUAUACAAAGUGCAGAUAUAUGUAAACCAUGCGAUUGUGAUCCGCAGGGAACCACUGAUGAUGAGAUCCUAUGUGAUGAUGAAACAGAUAUUGUGAAUAAUAAAACUGCUGGUAGGUGUUUAUGUAAAUUGAAUGUUGACGGAGCUAGAUGUGAUAGAUGUAAAGACGGCUAUUGGAAUUUUGAUGCUUUUAGUGUUGAAGGUUGCACAUUAUGUACAUGUAAUGGUUUGGGCACUAUUAAUGAAAGAGGUUGUGAUCCUUUGUCUGGCAAUUGCUUUUGUAAACGACAUGUUACUGGAAGGAACUGUGAUCAAUGUUUACCAGAAUUUUAUGGACUCUCAGAUAGUGACGAUGGUUGUACACCUUGCGAUUGUGAUGUUGGGGGGUCAAUUGACAGGGACUGUGAUGUCAUAACCGGACAGUGUAAAUGUCGACCAAAUGUGAUGGGUCGUCGUUGCGAUCAACCAAUACAAAACUUUUUCGUUGGUGCUCUUGAUUCAAUCGUAUUUGAAGGUGAAUCUAGUCUAUGUGAUUCUCAAAUAGACGACAAUGCUAUUCAAAGUCCACAGUGUCAUGUUGUCAUUCGGGAGAAUUUCCCAGAUGGCAGAAAAGAAACUUGGACUGGCCCUGGUUUUAUGAAAAUUCAAGAAGGUAGUUCAUUAGUGUUCAUUAUAGAUAAUCUAAAAAGAAGUAUGAAUUAUAAUGUGUUAAUUAGAUAUGAGCCUCAAUCUAAUUUGAAUUGGGAAGAAGCUACUGUACUCGUAAAAAGACUUACGCCUGUAGACCUCGAUUCACCGUGUGCAAAUAUUAAUCCAGAAGAUGAUAUUAUUAAUACUUAUUUGCCCUCAAAUCAACGAAGUGUUUUGGUAAAGCCACCAGUGUGCUUAGAAAAAAAUAAAGAAACGGAAAUUCGUAUUUAUUUAGGCCUUCAAGACAAACGUAAAUCAAAUCCUCGAGCUUCUGUAUUAAUAGAUUCUAUUGUUCUCAUACCAUCUUUUGAAGACUUGCCAUUCUUUUCUAAUGAAACUGUUCUGAAAGAAGAAUUCGAUCGAUUUAAUUGUGGAGAUAUGUAUUAUUAUGAUCUAAAUAGAGAUACAGUCCCUGAAAUUUGUAGAAAAUAUCAUGCUAGUAUUGGUUUUUAUGUAAGAAAUGGUUCAGAGUCAUGUCAGUGCGAUCCUUCUGGAUCCAAAAGUUAUCAAUGUGAUCAAUACACAGGGUAUUGUCAGUGUGUAGAAAAUAUUGUAGGAGCGAGGUGUGAUCGAUGCGCUCCUGGUACAUAUGGUUUCAGUAAAUUUGGUUGCAAACGUUGUGAUUGUAAUAGUAUAGGAUCUUUAGACAAUUUCUGCGAUGCAACAAGUGGGCAAUGUAAGUGCAGAGCGAAUACUUAUGGCCGUGCCUGUGAUUUAUGUCAGCCAGGAUAUUUCAAUUUUCCGCAAUGUCGACAAUGUGAUUGUAAUGGACAUGCUGUAGAAUGUGAUGACAAGUCAGGAGCUUGCAGAGAGUGUAGCGAUUAUACUGAAGGUCAUCGUUGUGAAAGAUGUAUAGAGGGCUAUUAUGGUGAUCCACGGCUUGGUGUAGACAUUCCUUGUCGGUCUUGCCCCUGUCCUGGCGUAAAAGGUGAUACAAAUAGGAAUAGUCACGCUGACCGUUGUGAAUUAGAUUCAGAAACAAAAGAUGUAGUUUGUGAUUGUAAAGAAGGGUAUGCAGGACCUCAGUGUGACGUUUGUGCCGAUAAUUAUUAUGGCGAUCCUGCUAAGAGCACUUGUGAAAAAUGUGAAUGUAAUGGAAAUAUUGAUAUUACUAAACCAGGAAACUGUGAUCCGUAUACCGGUAAAUGUUUGCAAUGUCUUUUUAAUACUGCUGGAGAUCAUUGUGAAGUAUGUGAAGAUGGAUAUUAUGGCAAUGCUUUGGAACAAGCUUGUUAUAAAUGCAAUUGUUCUGUUUUAGGUACUAACUUUACAAAAGGUAACUGUGAUGGUAUAACUGGACAAUGUCCUUGUUUCAAUAAUGUUAUGGGAGUUAAUUGUGACCAAUGUACUGAGAAUCAUUGGAGAAUUGCUUUAGGUACUGGCUGUGACUCUUGUGAUUGCGAUCCGAUCGGUUCGCUUUCACCUCAGUGUAAUCCUUAUAUCGGGAGAUGCGAUUGCAAACCCGGUCAUGGUGGUAGACAAUGUGAUCAAUGCCAGGAAAAUUACUGGGGUAAUCCUAAUAUAGAGUGUCAUACAUGUCAAUGUGAUUUACACGGAUCGGUUACAUUACAAUGUACGAGAGAAAACGGUUCAUGUAUCUGUAAACCAGGAAUCGGUGGAUACAACUGUGACAAGUGUGCUAGAGGUUAUCUUGGUCAGGCGCCGAAUUGUUACACAUGUGGUGAAUGUUUCGACAACUGGGAUCGCAUUAUAAAUGAUUUACAAAUCCAAACGGAAUAUGCUAUUGGCAAUGCAAGUAAAAUAAAAGUUGUUGGUGCAACAGGAGCAUACACUAGAGAUUUUGAAGAAAUGACAAAAAAAAUUGCUGAUGUAGAAAAUAUGCUUCAGACUGCUAAGUUAGGCCAAACAACGGUAAACGAUUUGCAGUCUGAAAUUACUAGCUUGCAAGAUGAUUUGACUGGAAUAAAACAAAAGGUUGACGAUAGUAAAAGCCAUUUGAAUGAUGUUACAGUUAAAAUAAACAUGGGGACUGCUACUCUAGGUGCACUGGGAAAAAGAAUUGAUGAUCUAAAAUCAGAAACUGAUAACUUGAAUAAUAAUGUUACUAAUUUACAGGAAGCGAAUUUGGAAGGAGCGCUUAAUUUAACGCGUGAAUAUAAAGAAAGAGCAAGUAAAGCUGCAGAGGAAACCGAAUCUGUACAAAUCUUAAUUGCUAAUACUGACAGACAAAUUAAGAAUACUGAUCGCCUCAUUGAAAUGCAAUAUACUCAUUUUAAUAGCAAUCAAAAUGAAAAUGACCAAAAAUUAAGUGACAUGCAAAGACAACUAUCGGAAUUAGACUCUCGAUUACCCAAAUUAAAUGAAAAGAUGUGUGGUCAAGAAAGUGAUAGUUGUGAUAUUUGUGGUGGAGCUGGUUGCGGCAAAUGUGGUGGAAUAUCAUGCGAUAAAGGAGCAGUAACAAAAGCGCAACAAGCAUUAGACUUUGCAAAUAAAACAGAGCAAAGAAUAAAAGAUCACGAACACACAGCUGAUGAUAUGUAUCGACAAGUUUCUUUAGUUAAAAAUGAUACUAUUGCUGUUCGAUCUAGAGCUAAAGAUUUGUUUGAUCGAGCAUCUCAAUUUCAAAUAAAUGCGGAACGUAUUCUUAAUGAAAGUCAAGAUUUAACUACUGAACUGAAAGACUUCUUAUCUAAUACUUCUAAUACUCCAGCAGAUGUGAGAACCUUAGCGAAUGAUAUACUAAAUUUAACUAUAAGCACAGAACCUAAAGAAAUAACAGAGCUAUCACAGCGUAUUAAUGAAACCGUCUCGCACCUUAAAAAUAUAGAUAAGAUUAUAGAAGAAACGAAACCAGACUUAGAUAUCGCUGAAGCUCUUAAGCGCAAUGCUACAGCUGUAAACCAGUCAGCCAAUUUCACAUUAAAAACAGCAAAUAAAGUUUUAGAAGCUUUGGAUGAGGCACAAGCAGCCCAAGACGCAGCUGAGAACGCUAUUAAUAAAGCCAAGAGUGAUAUCGAUGCAGCUAAAAGUGACUUGAUACCUAUUUCUACGGAAACAGAACAAGCUCAGAAAAAAGCAAAUGAAACAAAAGAAGAAGUAGAUAGAUUAAGAAAACGCCUGUCUAAAUUAAAAAAAAAUGUAUCGAUUAUUGAAAGGGAUGCUGAACAAGUGAAAAAUGAAUCAAACGACGUUGUUAAUAAGGCUGAAGGAGCUGAACAGAAAGCGAGUCAGCUGAGACGGGACUUUCAAAAAACAAAUAUGUCUCUAGCAGAACGUGCAAAACAAACAUCAAACUCGAGAGAUCGAGCACAACGAUUGUUUGAUCGUGCUGCAAAUCUAACUGCGGUUACUCACGACCAACUAAAUAAACUUGAAAGCAUGGAAAAUAUGUAUAAUGACCAUAAGAUGCAGUUAGACGAAUUAGAAAAAAAAAUUGGUAAUCUCAAUAAUGACAUGAAAUACUAUCUAUCUGAGAUAACGAAACGGUCUAAUUAUUACAGAUCUUGUACUACUUAAACGAUUGCAUUAUACAUUUUUUUCGUUGGACCACGUUGAAUCCAUGAUCGAUAUGAAUUUUAGAUUGUAAAAUAUUGUGUUAAUUUUACUAAUUGUAAUUUCCAUAAGUGCCAUAACAUUAUGCAUUUUUAAUUAUUAUAUCUAAAUAUGAAGUGUGUAAC